Antechinus flavipes (yellow-footed antechinus) is the source of this 15348-nucleotide messenger RNA. RefSeq names its product TNF receptor associated factor 6 (gene TRAF6). Gene Ontology annotation, cellular component: plasma membrane signaling receptor complex. Lineage: Eukaryota; Metazoa; Chordata; Mammalia; Dasyuromorphia; Dasyuridae. Gene Ontology annotation, molecular function: tumor necrosis factor receptor binding; zinc ion binding; ubiquitin protein ligase activity. Gene Ontology annotation, biological process: regulation of apoptotic process; protein K63-linked ubiquitination; positive regulation of JNK cascade. The record is from RefSeq and is a predicted model, not a curated record.
UUGAUAAAUGAGGUAAGCUAAUUGACUUGAUUUUUUAAAAAGAGAGGAAAACCAAAUUAUUCAUAUCAAAAAUAAAAAAGGAGAACUUACAAUAAUGGAAGAGGAAAUAAAGGAAAUUAUCAGAAACUACUUUGCCCAGUUAUAGGCUAUCAAAAUUGAUAACUUGGUUGGAGAAAAUAGUUGAAUAUUUGCAAACAACAUAAAAUACUCAGAUUGAUAAAAAUAUCACUGGGUUGCUUAUAAAUCACCUCAACUUAGAAAAAAGAAGUUGGACAAGUAGGGAAUUAAUUUCCAAAGAAAAAUUUCCCCAGGACCAGAAGGGAUUUACAAGUGAAUUUUACCACAUGCUGAAAGGUUAAUUCCAAUACUACAUAAACCAUUUACAAUAACAUGUUCCCUUCCAAUCAGAUCAUAUGAUAGUAUAUUUAGAAAACUCUGAAGUGUCAAAAAAAAAAAAAAACUAAUUGAAAUAAUUAAUACCUUCUGCAAAGUUGCAGGAUACAAGAUAAAUCCGUAUAAAUCAUCAGCAUUCUUAUUAUAUGACAAACAAAACUCAGUAGGAGGAAGUACAAAGGGAAUUUCCAUUCAAAAUAAUAUAAGAGGCCAUAAAACAUUUGGGACUGUAUCUACUGAGAUUCACUAAGGGUUUCUAUGAAUUUAACUAGAUAGUUAUUGUGAGCAUAUAAAUAAAAUAUAAAAUUAAGCACCUACUAUGUGCCAGAGACACAUAUUUGCGGAUACAAAGAAGAAAAAGAAACUCUGGGAAAUGGAGAAUGGAGCUGAAAAGUUCCGAGCCCUUCAUCAAGGAAGGUUUGGGAGUUUAUUGCUCCACCAUUCAACGUUCCAAUUAGUGGGGUGAGGUAGCUGAGCAUACUAAGGGACAUUAAAGUAAGUCUCCAGGCUGAUUCCAUUUGUGGUGAUGAGUUUGUCCUGGAGGAGGCGCAAAGUUUCUGGGUAGAGCAGCUCGUGGAAAAGGGAAAGAAAUUCCAUUGAAAAAAGAGCCCUUGUGGGGAGCGGAGUGUAAAUGGGAAGGAGAGAUCAGUUCAUCAGAACGUAAGAACAAAUAAAUUCUAUUAGAUUAAGUUUUGUAUCUCAAAACUCUUUGCAGUGAUGUGGACCAGAAAUGGGAUUUUUAAAAAUGUAACGACUGCAGAAUCAGGGGUUCAUGGGUAGGGCGGGCUAGUAUAGCUGAGACGGCAAUAUUUCCUGAAUCAGUUUACUUAAUUCGGUUCUGUGCCGGGCUCCUAAAAGACUGUUUUGGAGGGUUAGAUAACAAAAAUAACAAGAACAAUACAAGGGGAAAGGUUAGCAACGGAAACAAAGAGGAAGUACCACGGGGAGUCUCUCCCGCGACGCCACCUGGGAAUUCCCUCCAAAAAGAAAUCACGGGUCCUUGCCCCUCCCUCCCAUCAGUUUCAUGCAUGUGACUGGGACGCCUGCUGCUUCUGGGGUCGGGAUCACUUCCUAAUUCUUCUUCUCCUCACAAAGUCCCAGACCGCACCUCGCUUUCCACGCGUCGACCAGGGACGCGCAAGGAAGGAAUUCACCCGGGCAAUCCCGCCUGGGCGGCGGCCGUGGGUGGAAAGAGUGCAGGGCAGCCUGCCCGAGGACCGCCACGACGGUAGGGAGCGCUGCGCCGCUAGAGCGAGCGCGACCCUUCUCGGACGCCGUCGUAACCGGCGCAGGCGCAGUCGCGUUCCCAUGCCUGGCCCAGGAGCUGGGAAGGCGGAAGCUGUGGCGGUGGCCGGAGGGGCCUCGCCCGCUCCCCGCGACUGGCCGCUCCUCCCUGGCCGCGCUCUUCGCCCUCGUUUCGUCCAGGAACGACUGAGCGACGAAAGAGCCAAGCAGUGCAGAGAAAUUGUGUGGCCAUUUAGCAAGUAUGAGUCUGCUAAAUUGUGAAGACAGCUGUGGUGGCAACCAGCCGGAAAGUGAUUGUUGCCCCGCCAUGGCCAGUGCCUGCAGCACCGGUGCCAAGGAGGACAGCAUAAACGGGAGCCCCGUUCCUGGGAACCUUUCCAGCUCCCUGAUGGAAGAGAUUCAAGGCUAUGAUGUGGAGUUUGAUCCUCCCCUUGAAAGCAAAUAUGAGUGUCCCAUCUGUCUGAUGGCGUUACGGGAAGCUGUGCAAACCCCAUGUGGCCAUCGCUUCUGCAAGGCCUGCAUUGUCAAGUCAAUAAGAGACGCGGGUCACAAAUGCCCUGUGGACAAUGAAAUACUGCUGGAAAAUCAACUAUUUCCUGACAAUUUUGCUAAACGGGAAAUCCUCUCACUUACAGUGAAAUGUCCAAAUGACGGUUGUCUGCUGAAGAUGGAACUGAGGCAUCUAGAGGAUCACCAGACACAUUGUGAGUUUGCACUUGCGGAAUGCUCACAGUGCCACCUUUCCUUUCGGAAAUAUCUCCUUCACAAUCAUAUGCUCACGGAGUGUCCAAGGCGGCAAGUGUCAUGUGUGAAUUGUGCUGCCCCGAUGCCAUUUGAAGAGAAAGAGUUCCAUGACCAGAACUGUCCACUGGCAACAGUCUUCUGUAAAUACUGCAACACCAUGCUCAUCCGCGAACAGAUGCCUAAUCACUAUGAUAUAGAUUGCCCAACAGCUCCAAUUCCAUGUACAUUCAGUACAUUUGGGUGUGAUGAGAAGAUGCAGAGGAAUCAUUUGGCACGCCACCUGCAAGAGGAUACUCUGGCUCAUAUGCGCAUGAUGGCACAGGCCAUCCAGAACAUCAGCAUUGCAGCUUUCGAUCCGGGGAUGUCCCGGAUCCCAUCAGGAUGCCACCAAGAGGUUCAGAACUUCCAAGAAACCAUCCAGCAGUUGGAGAGUCGCCUUGUGAUGCAAGACCAUCAAAUCCGAGAGCUGACAGCCAAGAUGGAAACACAGAGUGCUUGCGUAGGAGACCUCAAACGGACCAUUCGAACCCUCGAGGAUAGGAUCGCUGAGAUGGAGGCACAGCAGUGCAAUGGCAUUUACAUCUGGAAAAUCAACAACUUUGGGAUGCAUUUGAAAUCUCAAGAAGAGGAGAAGCCCGUGGUCAUCCACAGCCCUGGAUUCUACACUGGCAAACCCGGCUAUAAGCUCUGCAUGCGCCUUCUGCAGCUGCCCAGCGCUCAGCGCUGCGCUAACUACAUUUCCCUUUUUGUCCACACGAUGCAAGGUGAGUAUGACAGCCAUCUUCCCUGGCCCUUCCAGGGCACGAUACGCCUUACUAUUCUCGAUCAGUCUGAAGCCCCGGUGAGGCAGAAUCAUGAAGAGGUCAUGGACGCCAAGCCAGAUCUGCUGGCCUUCCAGAGACCCACCAUCCCCCGGAACCCCAAAGGCUUUGGCUACGUGACUUUCAUGCACUUACAAGCCCUUAGACAAAGAACCUUCAUUAAAGAUGAUACUUUACUUGUGCGUUGUGAGGUUUUGACACGCUUGGACAUGAAUAGCUUACGGAGGGAGGGAUUUCAGCCACGCAGUACUGACGCAGGGGUGUAGAGCAUGGCCCCUGGCUUAUGAAAACAGACACCGUCUAGAGUCCACGGUCGCCUUACCUGGCUUAUGCCACAAUUGUAUCUUCUAGGCUUUAUUUCUGGGUGCCUGUGAAGUCAAUUCAAGAGCCUCAGCUCUCUAAAAACCUCUAACCAAUGAAACACAAACCAAAACAAUGGUUUAAAGAAAGAGUAUUUCAUUACUCGGUCAUAAAUUCUGUGCCAUUAUCUAAAAAUCAUUAAUCAAAAGUCUUAGUCCGUAUCAUUAUCCCGAGUCCUCACUCUUUCUGAGACAAUCUAAAUUGAAACAGUUUUCCCUUAGAUAUGAACACUUUGUCUGCUUCUACAAAAGAAUGGAAUCCGAGAUGCCUUUAAUGUAUUUUAGCUGUUUUGUUAGUCUAAGGAUGUCUCUUCUUGUUUCUCAGAUCAAGUCAGAAGAUCAGCACCAAAGGAUUUUCCUAUGAACUUUACCCAAAGGAUGUUAUGUUAUUUAUUAUCCAAAAGCCAUGGUAAAGCAAUUGAAAGCCUCUUCUUCUCUGGAUAAUCAUAAAUUUCCUUCUAACCAUGUUAUUUUGAUGAUAUCAGACUUAAGUAGAUUGAUAAUCACUACUGCCUUACCUACCCAGAAAGAAGAGAUAGAAAUUUGAGUUCUCAAAAUUUUGACCACCUUUUAGCUCUUGAGAUCUGGGGUAAAGUUCCCAUUUGCUGCUUUUUUUUUCCCAGGGAAUUUCUAGCUGCAAGCACAGUCAUUUAUAGCAGUCUUAGAUUUGUUUAAAACUGAGAUGAUAUGUAUUUUUAUAAAGAACUUUGAACUUCACAAAAGGCUUUUCCCACUGCACAUGUGAAUGUUAGAGACUUUGAAUACUCAUUGCUGAAUAUUCUUGCAACUUAAUUCAGUGCACUUUUCUUUGAAGACACAUAAGAACAUUUUUGCUUUCCAUCUUCUCUGUACUGGCCUUUUUUGGUGUCAAGAACCUUAUGGAUAAUAGUUCUGGAAUCUUUUUAAGUUCUGUUGAUAAGAUGCUACCCCUGCAUACCCAUUAGUCAUCAUCUGCUGAACUAAGUAUACAAGCCCCUAUGGUUGUUUAAGUAUACAGCCCCUGUGGUUGCACCUAAGUAUGCUGAACUAAGUAUACAAGCCCCUAUGGUUGUUUAAGUAUACAGCCCCUGUGAUUGCACACGUGCACGUGUGGACAGUGCACAUCCACUGUCCAGUUAUAUAAACCAGUGAUUCAAAGCUAUUUUGGGAUAUUUAUGACAGGAUUUUUUUUGAAUCCUUGUCAUAUACUUAUGAUGCUGUUACUUUAUUUUUUUUUUAAGUAAGGCAGAUUAAGAUUAAUUUUGAUAAUUUUUUCAAUUAUCCCCCUAAGAGGGAGCCUAGAAAUCAUUAAAUGGAAGUAGGAAUUUCUGAGUGGAGACAGUUCUAUUGUCCAUUAUUUGGAAUGAUUGUCUCACCUCAUCAGAACCAUAGGAUCUGAAUGAAAAAGCUUAAAAAGGUAACACUGAAUUCACUCAGUAUUUCUUUACAUAUCCUUCUAGAACAAUAAUGACAGGCAUAAGGAAUGGGCCCGUGGAGGCCCAUAUAGAUUAUUUGUUUAAAUGUGUUCAGUAGUGUAUUAGAAGUAUUGGAUCUUGACUGUUGGAGCAAAAUCUAGUUCUGAACAUUAGUCGUUACCAUAUGAGUUUUAUACAAACUAAUGACUCACGAGGAGCUGAAUAGAGAGAGUGGCUUGCUGAUCAGAAAAGAAUAGUACAAUAGAAUGAUAAAUGUUGAUUAGCUGGGGCUAAUUAAUUUUUAUAUUAAGUUUUCUACCAAUCACUUAUUUUACUAAUGCCCACCCCAAAGCAAGGAUACUUAUCGUUACAAAAGGAGGAUGGGAAACAAAGCUAAAGAGAAAGCCCCCUUCCCUGUUGUACCAAAAGCAAAAUAAAAGGGUAGAUUUCCCUUUUUGUCUCCGACAUAAUCCAUGGCCCCCAUGGUCUACUCCCUCACUGCUUUGUUAUCUGCUCUUUGACCAGACCACUCUCUGAUUCCCUGGCUCAGGAGCACCCGUGACCCUCUUCCUGUCCCCAGGAGACGCCAAGCAAGUGCUGCUUGAUUGCCACAACCAUUUUGGCUUUGGGUUUCCUCCUCUCUAAAAUGAGGAGGUUCCAGUAUGUCAGACCUUUCUGUGAGCGGCAGGGACCCCUGUGGCAAGAAACCAAUUAUCCUGAAAUACAGAUAUCAAAAUAUUUUAUAAAAAAAUCAAACAUAUGCACUCCAGGUUAAGAAUCCCUGAAUUAGAUCAUUUCUAAGGCCCCUUACAUCUCAAAGUAAGGGAUUUCAGAAAUUAAGUUCUGUCUCUGACAGUUCUCAUGAAGCCAUCACAGCACUGAAGGAGGAGGCUUACACUGGGCAGUUAAAUCUGGAGACAGUUCUCUCUGCUCUCUGUCAGUGUAUGAAGUACCUGUUGGCUGGGCUGCUGCUUCUCUAGGGGCUGCUCUUUCUUCGCUCAUUACCUUUUCCUAAAUGUAUAUGAGGAUCAUUACAGAGACUGAUGAUGGAGUCAUCAUCCAAGAUGGAGAGAUGUUUUUGGUCAGGUCUUCAGGCUGACCUUGAUUCAGAACCUGCUAAGUAACAAGCCAAUUUCCUCUUUUAGUCCUGCUGUGCCAAAAAAAAAAAGUGGAAACUCCCUAAUUUGACAAGUUGGCAGGUGAAGAGAUGGGCUGUAUUUGUGUUUUAUUAACUGACAGACUGGUUGCUGCUCUCCAGUUUAUGCUUCUGCAUCAUCUGGGGUCAGCUAAAAUAAGCUCCUUUUGCCACUUCCUCUUUGGGGAGAGUCGUCCAAGAUGGUGUUUAUCCUCGGCUUGCUCUAAGUCACACAUUGGGUUGUUGGCUGAGAGAGUAGGGAGGUAAUUACAUGUCAGUAAUUACUUCUGCCCUUAAGCAACCCUUUUUUUGGUGACAUAACGAUAAUCUUUUUUUCUUAGGGAAUAGGGAAGAUAAGAUCAUGAAGACCAACUUGGCGAGAAUUGUUGAACGUGAAAAGGGAAAUAUGAGUCUCCAGGGAUUAUUUAGAAAAAUUGUGCUUUUGCCACAAAAUUUAUAAUCUUUCACUAGAUUUAUUCAUCAUUUUCAAACCAGAACAGUUUGAAAUAAACCAGUCCUGUGCUUAGUAAUCUCCUGGACCAUCAGCAUAAAAAAAAAGAAUAAAUAUCAUGCCCAACCAGUUGCCCACUACAUUUUACAAGUUUUUUUGCUCAAAGUUCCUAGGAUCUUUUCUGUUUUACUAAUACAUAUUUUACCUUUCUGGAGAAAAUUUUUAAAAAUCUUUUUCACUUUUUUCAUUUAAUUCAUUAUCAUAGAAUUGGCAAGGCCCACAGUUAAAUCCCUUUCUGAAACACUUUUUUUUAAUCUCUUGGGAAAAAAAAUACCGUACCUUAAAAGCCCUUUCCAGUUAGGUUUGUUUGUUUGUUUUUUAAAUAAAAUACUGCAGUGCUCUAUUUCCAUGAUGACCAUUUCCAUUAGGCCUGAGUAGCUGAAUGUGUUCUAAAUUCUUUAAAACAAGAUUGAUAUGUCUUUUCUGUUAAGUAUUGUGUUUUUGGCCAUGCUCCUUAUUAGCUGUGUGAUCUUGGGAAAGUAUGACCCUCCUGAGUGUUACUUUCUUUCCCAGCUCAUUGCUUCCCUCCCUCACAAGGUGAUGUGAGGAUUAGCAAGAUACAAAUGUGAAAAUUGGUAAACUACUGUGCUAUGCAAAUGUAAUUUAAUUGUGAAGAUGACAAAAAUUGUCAUCUGGAGGUGUUUUUGUUUUGUCAUGUCACCUCAUAGUUUUGCUCCUUUAAAAAAUGAGCCUUUGACUAUUAAUGGAGACCAGUGUGGUAGUGAUUACAAAUUCCCCAAACCUAUUAUUGUACUUGGGAAGCCAUCUUCCAGUUUAAUGCUCGGACAACCUGACAACAGGUGUUUUUAUUUCCUUCUCACUAUCUCUCAUCUUUCCUCUUUAAGUUCUCCUAUAAAUUUCAUUCAUCCUUCCUGUAGAACUCUGCUGUAGUACCUUAUGGCCAGUACGUUGGAAGACCUAAUCAAAUCAAUAUAGACCCAUGAGUUUAAUCAUACUGAAAUAGUAUAAGGAGAUCUUUUGAUCAAAAAUGAACAUGUGUAAAGAGAUAUUUAGCUGUUUGUGUCACGUCUUUUCCAUCUUAGUCAUCAUGCUUCAUUUUUAUUACAGAAAUAAUGUUUUGUUUUGUUUUAAUGUAAGGCUAUUUUCUCAAAAUAGCUAUCAGAAUCACAUACAGAAAAGUAAUUCUGGUUGGGAAAGAUUUGAAAAGGAGUCUGCAAAAUGGGAACAUUCGACUCCAAGGUAGUACAAAGGACAUUCUUUAUAUCCUAUAUUCUAACCUGCCUCUCCAUGUAGGAUUGAUCCUGGCACUAAAGCAUAACUCCAGUGCUUCUACAGCAGUUCUCUGAAAGGAAGAUUGUUUUAAACAUUGUUGCCCCAAUCUUUGCAAGCUUGCCCUACAGCUACCCCAUAAAUUCUCCAAGUGAGUACUGAAAUAGGUCCAUGGUGAGUAUGGAGGAGCAGGCAGAGAUGGCUUCUGCAAGUACUUUCCCUUCAUUGGUGCUCAGAGGAAUAUGAAACUUAGUGCCGUCUUGCUUUCAAAGGGAAAAGAGUUGACUGAUUUGCAAAUUAAUUUCCCUUGUAAGCAAAGGUUAGUAACAUUUUCAGAGCUUACUUUCAGUGAGGCUUCCUUGGAGGUCAGUUCCCUUGAAUUCCAUUGCUAUUGAAAAUGAAACAGUUAUAUUUGGGAUGUAUAUUGAAGAUGUAAUUAAAGGAUUCUAAAAUGGAUUUAGAAAGUUUGUAUUUUCCAUACCUAAUGCAUUUUAUGGUUUUAUUUAUAUUUCUGCAUGAAGAAAUACUUUUGUACAUCACUGUGGUGUAAACUAUUUGCUUUUAAACAAAUGCUGUUGGUCAUGAAUAAUGACUUGGAGGAGCUUUUUGCACUCAUUUUGUGAAGUGUCCAGGUUCCCAAAAUCCUGCAUCAGGAGAGAUGAGAAAAUAUUGACUGGAUAAGCCGUCAUAUGAAAGCAAAGGAUUGGAUUCUGAACAUUGAGCAAGGAAGUCAUAUACCUGGGAAAAUGUUUUGUGCCUUUUAAAGAAAAGACACCCUAUAAAUCCAAAGAAUGUUUUUAAAAUAAUCAUUUAUCCAUAAAUGGUAAGAAAAGCUCAGAACUGAUCAGACCUUUUAUGAAAUGAAGCACAUUAACACACCAGUGGCCAUCGAUCAUGUUUUUUGAGAUCGCUGCUUUAGAAGUUUCUGGCUUAGCACAUAUACACAUAGAUGCAUAUGUGUAAAAUACCACAUAAGUGUAGAUAGGGAUAUAGAUAUAUGAAUCUAUGCUUGUAGAUUCUAAAAUGUAUAAAAUGAUGUAUAAAAUAAACCUGCCACAUAACUGCUGGGAUCUAGUUUUCUUUAAGUAUUACCUGAAACUCUUUGCAGCAAAUUACUAUUUAAUUUAUGUUUGCUCACAUGCAGAAUUACCCAGCCUUGGUUUUGUAACACCCCAUUGGCUCUCUAAUUAUCAGAGAUCUCUUAAAAUCCUCCAAAUAAAACUUUAAUUCACUCUUAGGUAGUAAAUAAGUGCCUUACCAGCCCUUUGAGGGGGCUGAGGCCAUUGUCAAAUUCCAGGAGGACGGGGAUUAAGGACGGGCAGAAAAGCUGGCUGUGAGAACCCAGAGAGGCUGUGAAUUUGUAGAAAUUGUACAGGGAAUCAACCUGGUUGUGAGCUCCAGCCUGGACAGGUUUGUUAUCUGGGCCCACUUUGACCCCAUGAUAGAUUGAGUGGGGAGAAUUACCUAGCUUAAUCCCUUUCAAAUGUUUUUUUCUUUAUUCAGAAGCUAGGAGGAACCCUAAUAAUUAGCCAAUUUUCCACUGUUUUGUGAGUGUAGCUUUUAAGAAGCCUGUGUUUCUGGUUCUGGAGAGACCAUGAUGUUCUAGGAUAGGAUAUUUACGCAUGACUCUGAUGGCCAAAGCUUUAAACAGCUAGAGAAUGGACAAAAGGAGAAGUGAUCCUUGAACAUCUUCCCUUCCUUUUUCUACCCCCCAGCCCACCUCACUUUCAUGAAUGUCUUUGGGAAAGGCGCGUGUCACACUGGCAAAGAUAAGAGACCUUUGCCCCUUGCCCUUCCUGGUCUAUCUAUUGCACUAGUCUGAUACUAAAAAGCUGUAUGUCAGUUUGUAUUUUCCCUUGUAAAUGAAAAAUUAUAACCAGCAUUUCUAGAAAAAAAAUGUUUAAAUUAAUAAAUUGUUUUAAUGUUAUAAUCAAGUUGUUGUGAUUGGGGGAAGGGCACAAUGUAAAUAAACUGAUAAGGAAGAGGUACAGGAGAGCUAAGUUGCAAGAGACCUUGAACUCAUUUAUGUUCUGCGGUUCCCUCGUUUUACCACAUGUGACUGAGCAGAAAUUAGGUUCAUCUUGGAAAUGAUGGCGCAUUCAUCCUGGUUCAUGGAGAAGAGGGGAGAGCAUAGGGAGGCUAGAAGGAAGGAGGAGGAAGGAAGCUCAGAUUUGUGUCAGGUGAUGGCGGCUUUCUUGCAGGACACAUAUAAUGUGUGCUUCUUCCUCUGCCAAAAUGUAUCUGCCUGCCUCAUUUCAAGUGGCCGUAGAAAGAAAGAAUCCUAGACAAGUAACAUUACAAAGUCUGCAUUUGGAUCAGAAGAUGUAGGUUUGAUUCCAGCCUCUCUCUACGAGUCACCUAACCUCUCUGGACCCCAUUUUCCUCAUCUAACAGGGGACUGGACUAGGUGGCUUUAAGAGCUCUUCCAGGUCUAAAUUUGUGAACCGUUUUUAACAGGCUUCCCCCACCAUCACCUCUUUUUUGCUUUUUAAAGAACAGUUUCCAUGGCAGGGAGACACAUUUGUAUAGUCCUUCCUAAAUAUCCACCUACUGCAUUUAAAAUGAACCAAGUAAUUUCAGAACUGAGGGACACAAACACUUCUAAGACAUUUUGUAAUAAAACUGAGCUUUUCAAAAAAGCCUUUGGGGGUGAAUGUUCCAAGAAGAAAAGUCAUCAAAGACUAUAAUUUUUAAAACACUCGCAACAAGUUAUUUGGGGUAAGAUUUGCCUUUAAAAUCAGUCAUUUCUAGUCCAGUUUCUGUUAGUCUCGUCACUUUUUUAAAGUCCAUAUAAAGUUGCUUUAACAAAAAAAACCAAAGAAAUGAGAGUAGUGUUACUUUAUAGAGUCAACUUUUUAGUUAUCCAUACUUAAAAGAAUAGAGCAGUGAUAAUUACAAGCAAUGGGAAACCCAAAACAUUUGUAUUUGACUUCAGAAUGUGUUUUUGUGCUUCUAUUUGAAUAUAUGUCUCAUCUUCCAGGAAAUUAUGAUAUUCCAAGGCAAAUAAUAUAACUAAACAUACUCUAAAGAUGACUCAGGGAUCCUGGAAGAUUCUCAAGCAAGCCUGUUCUUAUUUGUCUACUCAAUUUCCUGCUCCUUAUUAUAGGCUGGAAUCAGAAGACACCUCUCAGAUGAACAGAAUAGGAAAGCUUAAAAGUAAAACAUUUCUUUUUUAGCUUUCUGGUCCUCCUAUCAGCUUUUCCAUUUGUCCCUCGUCCAUUCAGCUGCCAGUCUUCGAUUUAUUAUCUUUAUAACAGUUUCUUACAAACAGUUUAUAACAGUUCUUACAAACAAGGCAUUUCAAUGGCUCCUUUUUUGCUUUCCUAAUAAGUUUCUAACUCCCUAAUGUGGUAUUUGUUAUAUUCCAGUCUGGGACCACUCCACCUUUGUUCCAGCCUUAUUUUAUACUAUGACCUCAUGGUCUGGUCAAACCAUUGCUUGGGCCCUGGACUUUGAUGAAUGACAUUGUUGAUCACCUAUUUUUUUUUAAUGCUCUUUCCUCUCCAAGUUUUCUGGCUUGAAGUCUCCAGACAAGUCAGGAAGACAAUUCAACUUCAGACAUUUUCUCUCUCUCAUCUUGACUUGAUCCAGUCACUUAACCCGUAUUUGACUCAGUUUCCUCACCUGUAAAAUAGAACUAGCUUAGUAAUGCCUAAGUCCUAGGGUGGUUGUGAGGAUCAAAUGAGAUAUUUGUAAAAAGAGCUGAGUGUGUAAUGAAUACCAUAGAUAAAGAAGCAAUAUCAAUACUAAAUAUAUGUGUAUCAAGUGAUAUAGCAUCCAGAUUCCUAGAGGAGAAAUUAAAAGAGCUGCAAGAAGAAAUAAACAAUAAAAUUAUACUGUGAGGGAUCUCAACCUUGCUCUCUCAGAACUAGAUAAAUCAAACCACAAAAUAAAUAGGAAAGAAGUUAAGGAGGCAAAUAGAAUUCUAAAAAAGUUAGGUAUGAUAGCUCUUUGGAGAAAAUUGAAUGGAGACAAGAAUAUACUUUUUUCUCAGUGGCAUAUGGAACCUCUGCAAAAAUUGACCAUAUAUUAGGGCUAAAAACCUCAAAAUCAAAUGCAAAAAGGCAGAAAUAAUAAGUGCAAUUUUUUUAGAUCAUGAUGCAAUAAAAAUUACAAGCAAAAAGGCCAAAGGAAAAUAGACCAAAAAUUAAUUGCCAACCAAACUAACCCUAAAGAAUGAGUGGGUGAAAUAACAAAUCAUAGACACAAUCGAUAAUUUCAUUUAAGAGAAUGACAAUAAUGAGACAGCAUACCAAAAUUUAUGAGAUGCAGCCAAAGCAGUUGUUAGGGGAAAUUUUAUAUCCCCAGAUGCUGACUUGCAUGAAACUGAGAAAGAGAAGAUCAAUGAAUUGGGCUUACAACUAAAAAAAUCUAGAUAAAGAACAAAUUAAAAGGCCCCAAUUAAGUACCAAAUAGGAAAUUCUGAAAAUAAAAGGGUAGAUUAAUAAAAUUGAAAGUAAGAAAGUUAUUGAAUUAAACAAAACUGAGUUUUAUGAAAAAACCAACAAAGUAGAUAAACCUUGACUUAAUUUGAUUAGAAAAAAGAAAGGAAGUCAAAUUGUUAGUAUCAAAAAUGAAAAGGGAGAACUUUCUACCAGUGAAAAACAAAUUAGAGCAAUAAUUAGGAGUUAUUUUGCUUAACUAUAUGUCAAUAAAUCUGAUAAUCUCAGUUUAAUGGAGGAAUACUUAGAAAAAUAUAGAUUGCCCAGGUUAACAAAAGAGGGAAUAAAUUGCUUAAAUAGUCCCAUUUUAGAAAAAAAGUUGAAUAAGCUAUUAAUCAACUCCCUAAGAAAAAAUCUACAGGACCAGAUAGAUGGGUUUACAUGUGAAUUAUACCAAACAUUUAAAGAACAAUUCCAAUGCUAUAUAAACUAUUUGAAAAAAUAGGGAAAGAAGGACUCCUACCAAAUUCAUUUUGACACAGAUAUGGUACUGGUGCCUAAAUUGGUAGGAUGAAAACAAAAAAAAAUAAUUAUAGACCAAUUUCCCUAAUGAAUAUUGAUGCAAAAAUCUUAAAUAAAGUAUUAGCAAAGAGAUUACAACAAGUUAUCCCCAGGGUUAACCAAGUAGUAUUUAUACCAGAAAUGCAUAGCUAGUUCAAUAUCAGGAAAAUUAUUACCAAACUUAACAAAAAUCAUAUGAUUAUCUCAAUAGAUGCAGAAAAAGCAUUUGAUAAAAUUCACCACCCAUUCCUAUUAAAAACACUAGAAAGUAUAAGAAUAAAUAGAUGAUCAGUAGCAUCUAUUUAAAACCAUCAGCAAGCAGUAUAUUUAAUGGGGAUAAACUAGAAAAUAGUUUUGUUUUUUUUUCUCCCAAUAAUGUCAGGAGUGAAACAAGGUUGCCCACUAUCACCAUUACUACUCAAUAUUAUAUUAAAAAUGCUAGCUUUAGCAAUGAGAAAAAAAAAAUUAUCACUCUUUGCAGAUGAUAUGAUGCUAUACUUAGAGAACCCUAGAGAAUCAACUAAAAAGCUACUAGAGACAAUUCACGAUGUUAGCAAAGUUGCAGGAUACAUAAUAAAUCCACAUAAAUCAUCAGCAUUUUUAUAUAUUACCAACAAAGUCCAGCAGCAACAGAUACCAAGAGAAAUUCCACUUAAAAUAACUGUACCUAAUGCAAAAUAUUUGAGAGUCUAUCUGCCAAGGCAAAGUCAGGAACUAUAUGUACACAACUACAAAACACUUUCCACACAAAAUAGAUCUAAUCAGUUGGAAAAAUAGCAAGUGCUCACGGGUACACCAAACUAAUAUAAUAAAAGUGACAAUACUACCUAAAUUAAUCUACUUAACCAAUUUCAUACCAAUCAAAGUCCCAAGAAAUUAUUUUACAGACCUGAAAAAAUAAUAACAAAGUUCAUCUUGGAAGAAAAAAAGGUCAAGAAUUUUAAGGGAAUUAAUGAAAAAAAAAAUGCAAACGAAGUUGGUCUAGCUGUACCAGACUUAAAACUAUAUUAUAAAGCAGCAGUCGUCAAAACCAUUUGAUACUGGCUAAGAAAUAGAAUAGUCAAUCAGUGGAAUAGGUUAGGCUCACAGGACAAAAUAGUCAAUGACUAUAGUAAUCUACUGUUUGACAAACGCCAAAACCCUAACUUUUAGGAUUAAAAACUCAUUAUUUGGCAAAAAAAAAAAAACUGCUGGGAAAAUUGGAAACUGGUAUGGCAGAAAUUAGGUAUUGUACCAUGUACCAAAAUAAGGUCAAAAUGGGUUCAUGAUUUAGACAUAAAGAAUGAUAUUAUAAACAAAUUAGAAGAACAUGGGAUAGUUUAUCUCAGACCUAUGGAGGAGGAAAGAAUUUGUGACAAAGAAGAACUGGAGAUCAUUAUUGAUCACAAAAUAGAUACUGAUUAUAUUAAGUUAAAAACAAACAAAACCAGUGCAAAAACUGGGGAGAAAAUUUUUCAUUCAAGGAUUCUGAAAAAAAGCCUCAUUUCUAAAAUAUAUAGAGAAUUGACUCAAAAUUAUAAGAAUUCAAGCCAUUUUCCAAUUAAUAAAUGGUCAGAAGAUAUGAACAGACAAUUUUCAGACGAAGAAACUGAAAACAUUUGUACUCAUAUGAAAAGGUGCUCCAAAUCACUAUUGAUAAGAGAAAUGAAAAAUGAGGUACUCUGAGAUACCACUACACACUUCUCAGAUUGGCUAAGAUGACAGGAAAAGAUAACGAAGAAUGUUGGAGGGGAUGUGGGAAAACUGGGACACUGAUACAUUAUUGGUGGAAUUGUGAACAGAUCCAACCAUUCUGGAGAGCAAUUAUCAAACUGUGCAUGCCUUUUGAUCCAGCAGUGCUACUACUGGACUUAUAUCCCAAAGAGAUCCUAAAGGAGGGAAAGGGACCCACAUGUACAAGAAUGUUUGUGGCAGCCCUCUUUUAGUGGCCAGAAACUGGAAACUGAGUGGAUGCCCAUCAAUUGGAGAAAGGCUGAUAAAUUGUGGUAUAUGAAUAUUAUGGAAUAUUAUUAUUCGGUAAGAAAUGACCAACCGUAUGAUUUCAGAGAGGCCUGGAGAGACUUACAUGAACUGAUGCUGAGUGAAAUGGGCAGAACCAGAAGAUCAUUAUACACGGCAACAACAAAUUAUACAAAGAUCAAUUCUGAUGGAUGUGGCUCUUUUCAAUAGCAAAGUGAUUCAGGCCAGUUCCAAAGGACUAUACUACUAUAUAUGAAUAAUCAGUUAGUAAUGAAGUAGAGUAAUGAAGAGAGCCAUCUGCACCCAGAGAGAAGACUGGGAACUGAGUGUGGAUCACAACAUAGCAUUUUCAUUCUUUUUGUUGUUGUUUGCUUGUAUUUUAUUUUCUUUCUCAUUUUUUCCCUUUUUGAUGUGAUUUUUCUUGUGCAACAUAUUUGUAGAAAUAGAUAUAAAAGAAUUGUACAUGUUUUACUUAUAUUACAUAACUUACUAUCUAGGGGAGAAGGUGAGGGGAAAGGAGGAGAAAAUUUGGAACACAAGGUUUUGCAAGGGUGAAUGUUGAAAAUUAUCCAUGCAUCUAUUUUGAAAAUAAAAAGCUUUAAUAAAAGGAAAAA